Messenger RNA from Aspergillus mulundensis, 1668 nucleotides. RefSeq names its product NEDD8-activating enzyme E1 regulatory subunit. The transcript has 2 exons. NCBI's taxonomy places the organism in Eukaryota, Fungi, Ascomycota, Eurotiomycetes, Eurotiales, Aspergillaceae. Gene Ontology annotation, biological process: protein neddylation. Bases 1 to 1668 code for a protein of 555 amino acids. Gene Ontology annotation, cellular component: cytoplasm. Gene Ontology annotation, molecular function: NEDD8 activating enzyme activity. The record is from RefSeq and is a predicted model, not a curated record.
AUGGCAUCGGACUUUCCCCACGCACUGGCUGGGCCGUCGUCUAAGGAGAGAAAGUAUGAUCGUCAGCUGCGGCUCUGGGCUGCCAGUGGACAGCAAGCUCUGGAAGAAUCGCGGGUGCUUUUGGUCAAUUCUGACGGGCCGUGGGGAAACAAGAGCACGGGUGUGUCGGGCGUAGUCGGCGUCGAAACGCUUAAGAAUCUCGUCUUGCCAGGCAUCGGAGGCUUCACGAUCGUCGACCCUGCUGUUGUGACCGAGCCAGAUCUUGGGGUCAACUUCUUCCUGGAGAACGAGAGUCUAGGCAAGUCAAGAGCUGAAGAGACAUGCCGGCUGUUGACAGAAUUGAAUCCUGACGUAGAGGGAAACUUCCAAGCUAAGCCUAUUGCGGAGGUAAUCCAGGAAGACCCUGGGUUCCUGGCGCGACAUAAACUUGUUUUGGUCUCUGGACCCAUAAAGCAAUCAUCCUUGCGGACCCUUUGCGAGGGUGCCAAAACGCUAGGGAUUCCAGUUCUCUAUACGCGGUCUGUUGGGUUCUAUUCCACAUUUUCUCUUCAGCUCCCCGCUGUGUUCCCAAUUGUAGAGACGCACCCAGAUCCAGAGUCAACGCAGGACCUUCGUCUUCUCAGCCCUUGGCCGGAGUUGGCUGCGGCUGCUGGUGGCAUUAGCAAUCUGGACAGCUUCGACGAUCAUCAGCACGGUCACGUCCCAUACGUAUUAUUACUUCUCCACUACCUAGAGAAGUGGAGGGAAAGUCAUGAUGGAAAUGCGCCAUCAAACUAUAAAGAGAAAACAGCAUUCAGAGACUUCGUGCGGUCUAGCGCAAGAGCGAACAUCCCCCAAGGAGGUGAAGAGAAUUACGAUGAAGCCGUCGCAGCCGUUCUAAAGGCACUCAACCCAUUCAGUCUGCGCAGUUCCACCAGGGAAAUAUUCCAGAUGGAGGAAUGCAAGCAGUUGACCGCGGACUCUGCUGACUUCUGGGUCAUUGCAUCGGCCGUUCGCGAGUUCUACGAAACACAUCAAGUCCUUCCUCUUCCUGGGUCACUGCCUGACAUGAAAGCGCAGUCAGCCGACUAUGUCUCACUGCAGAACAUUUACAAAUCAAAAGCGAGAAAAGAUAUAGCGGAAGUUACCGAGACCAUUAGAAGGAUCGAAUCCCAGUUGGGCCGCACCUUCGGAGCUCCCGACAAGGAUAUUGAAUUAUUCUGCAAAAACGCUUCUCAUAUACAGGUUAUUCGUGGACGCGAUAUUCCACAGGUGGAUGGAGAUGCGCACACUAAGAAGCGUCUUCGAGUCGAGCUUGACAACGAUGAAUCUCUUAUUCCUGUUCAUCUAGCAUUUCAAGUGUUGGACAUCGUGGUGACGGGGAUUCAGGAGGGGAAAUACCCCGAAGAUUCCCUGGACGACGAAGCAAUUUGGUCUGUCGAGAUUGAUCGUAUUCUCGCUGGCAUUGCAUCGGACGCGCCUAUCGACGACGAAGUCCGAACUCGUCUCCUUGAAGCCGCACAGGAGCUGCGGAGAACGGAGGGUGGCGAACUGCACAACAUUUCCUCCCUUACUGGUGGCUUAGUAGCACAGGAAGCCCUCAAAGUGCUCACGAGACAAUAUGUACCCUUGGAUAAUACAUGCAUCUUCAACGGCAUCCGCAGCAGCAGCGCCAUGUACAAGCUAUGA